Haliotis rubra (blacklip abalone) is the source of this 2119-nucleotide messenger RNA. RefSeq names its product arylsulfatase B-like. NCBI's taxonomy places the organism in Eukaryota, Metazoa, Mollusca, Gastropoda, Lepetellida, Haliotidae. The record is from RefSeq and is a predicted model, not a curated record. The transcript is spliced from 14 exons. The coding region runs from base 49 to 1110 and encodes 353 amino acids.
UAAACCCGUCCCGAUCUAUCACGGUGUUACAGUUCCUCACGCUCACAAAUGAUAAAAAUGGCGACGCUAAUUUGUGUGUGCGUCCUCUUGUUUAUAACAGCAACAAUUCGAGCGGCCACGUCGCCACACAUCGUCUUCAUCGUUGCUGACGACUUAGGCUGGAAUGACGUGGGGUGGCACAACCCCCAGAUGCUGACCCCAAACUUGGACAAGUUGGCAAAGGCUGGUGUUAUCCUGAACAGUUCCUAUGUUGCUCCCCUCUGUACGCCGUCUCGGAGCUCCUUCAUGACAGGGAUGUAUGCCUACCACACCGGGCUGCAGCACCUGGUAAUCAUGCCGGAGUCCCCCGCCUACUUGCCCCCUAACUUCAUAACUCUCCCCCAGAGACUCAAGGAGCAGGGGUACAGCACACACAUGAUAGGAAAAUGGCACCUAGGGUUUUGCAACUGGAUGUACACCCCGACCUACCGCGGUUUCGACAGCUUCCUCGGCUACUACAACGGUGCUGAAGACUACUACACCAAGAAAAUGCGAGGUGGACUGAUAGCGAACGGGUUGGACUUCCGGGACAAUAAACAGCCCAAGCACACAGAGGAGUAUUCAGCUAAUGUGUACGCCAGAAGAGCAGUGAACAUCAUCAAGUCACACAACCAAUCAAAGCCUCUCUUUCUCUACCUCCCCUUCCAGUCGGUACAUACCCCCAUAGAGGUACCCAAGCGCUAUGAAAACAUGUAUCCGAAUAUAGAGGACACACAGAGGCGCCAAUACUGUGGUAUGGUGUCUGCCCUGGACGAGGCUGUGGGGAACAUCACACAGGCCCUGGAGGACACUGGGCUGAUGAACAAUCUCCUCCUGGUCUUCACAGCAGACAAUGGGGGUCCGACAUAUACUGCUGCCAACAACCUUCCCCUGAGGGGGGCGAAGACGACGCUGUGGGAAGGGGGUACCAAAGGGGCAGCGUUCGUCUACAGUAAGACCUUACUCCGAAAGUCAGGAUAUGAGAAUACUCAGAUGAUACACGCAUUCAGACUGGUUCCCUACAUUUUGUUCGGCUGGCGGGUGGGCAAGCAGAUUCGACGACAGACGGUGUCGACCAAUGGAAGACCUUGAGCGAAGGGAAGCCUACUCAAAGGACCGAAUUCGUCUACAACAUAGAUGAAAUUUUUAAGAAUGGUGCAAUCAGGGUUGGCGACAUGAAACUAAUAGAGGGCAGCCCUGGUAUGUUCAAUGGGUGGUACCCGUUGCCCCGGGUGACAAAAGAGGAUGCCGACUUCGACCCGGAACUUCUCAACAUGACUGAUGCCUCGAGCGAUACCUAUAUCUACAAGCUAUUGAAAACCCACUUUGACGGUGUGCGGAGAACGGAGUACCGGCUGUUUAACAUAUCGGCUGAUCCUACUGAGCACUUCGACUUGGCCGAAAAGUACCCGGAUAUCGUGUCUCAACUUAAAACGAAGCUCGACAUCUACAAGAAAUCCCUACACCCAGCCUUUGACCCUUCGUCUACGUUCAAAGCGAAUCCUCUGUUUUAUCACGGUGUGUGGAGCCCGGGCUGGUGUUAGUUCUGAACCAGAAAGUAGUUAAACGACGCAAAGGAACCGGCAACAUAUCAGAUGGCUACUUAUUACAUGUAUCUUAAAGGAGGCAACAGCAAGUUGACUGGACCAACAAAAAGAACAAAUUACUUUUGUUAAACCAUGACCUGAUUAUUUUGUCCCAAAUAUAUAUUGAACAACCUACCGGUAUUUUGUUUUCAAAACUAUCCCCUGGUAUCGCUCUCUCCUCUUCUCCCUUUCAUUUGCAUCUCUGUGUGUUUAAGUUAAUUUUCACCGUUUCGCCACGGAAUGAUUUGCCCCAACUCAUUGCGUAGGUAUUUAUUUAGGCACUAUGAGCUAAAUCUGAUAAAAUGUUUGGUAAAGUUUAAAAUUAUAAAAGACCCGGAUUUCCUUUCCGAUGACAAAGCUCAAAUUUUACAGUUCAUGUUUGUCCAUACUCUCUCUCCGCCCUAUCUGGGGCUGGUAUGAUAUUCUCUGUCUGUAUGUAUUUGCUUGCCCACACGUGUGUGCGUGCGUGCGUGCAUGCGUGCGUGCAAACAAUUGUGCAUAUCAUGUCAAAAUGG